GAGCGACAGGCGCACCGCACGACAUGGCAGACAAAAAGAUUGCCGCCACCGAGACCAUCGGCUCAGAGAAGGACAGCAACAAUCAUCUCAGCGAUAAUGACAAUAACAACAACCACAACAUCUCAUCCCUCGCGCCGCCAGAGAAGACGAGGUGGGAGCGUUCGUGGCCGACUAUUGCAUGCGGAGCGGGACUCUUCAGUGAUGGCUAUCUGCAGUCUGUCAUCGGCCCCGUCAAUACCUGCUUGAAGACCAUCUACGGGACUGCAUAUACUGGCAGCAAUGCUGCGCAGAAUGUUACCUCUAUCGCAUUCGCGGGAACUGUUCUGGGACAAUUGGUUUUCGGAUACACAAGCGACCACUACUCGCGCAAAUGGUCCCUCCUCGUCUCCACCAUCAUCUUGUUCGUCUUUGCCGCUUUAUCUGCUGGCUCUUACGGCGCAGGAGGAACACUGAGUGGAAUGAUUGCUGCCCUCACUGCGUAUCGCUUUCUGCUCGGAAUUGGCAUCGGUGGAGAGUACCCUGCUGGCUCUGUAGGUUGUGCAGAGUCGACUGGCGAACUCAAGGAGGGUCAUCGCAACAGGUGGUUCUGUCUCUUUACGAAUACCCAGAUCGACUUUGGCUUUACUGUGGGCUGUCUAGUGCCAAUGAGAACGAUUAUUACGCGCAUUGCCCCCAACAAUCUCGGUUUGGUCUGGCGUCUUUCCUUAGGAUUAGGUGUAGUCCCACCUCUCAGCUUGAUGUACCUUCGUUUCAAGAUGAAGGAGCCAGAGUCAUUCGCGCGUGAGGGUUUCGUGCACGUCAAGACCCCGUACUGGCUUGCCCUCAAGUUCUAUGGCCCUCGCCUUUGUCUGGUUGCGGGCAUCUGGUUCAUCUACGACUUCUUGACCUAUCCAUUCUCCAUCUACUCCAGCGCGUGGAUCGAUGUGAUUCAGCCCGAUGCAGCGUUGUGGCAAACCUUUGGCUGGUCUGCACUCGUGAAUUUCUUCUACCUCCCUGGAGCCAUUUUUGGCAGUUUUACUUCCGACUGGAUGGGUCCUCGUCGCGCUCUCAUGACCUUUGUCGUUGCACAAGGUGUAGUCGGCUUCAUCAUGUCGGGCUGCUACGGCUACCUCAAAAUGCCGCAAAACAUCGGCGGCUUCGUAGUGGUAUACGGAAUCUUCCUCGCGCUCGGUGAGAUGGGACCUGGAGACAAUAUCGGCUUAGUAGCGAGCAAAACUUGCGCGACUGGCAUCCGAGGGCAAUACUAUGCGAUCGCUGCGGCAUGUGGCAAAAUUGGCGGCUUCAUUGGCCAGUACAUUUUUCCAUAUAUCCAAGAUGCUGGCGGGCCGGCAGACAGUGUCCGCGCAGGGCAAUAUCCCUUCUACGUGGCGUCCAGCCUGUGCUUUGUGUCCGCUUUUCUCGUAUGGUGCUUGCCUACGAUCAACCAGGACACGAUCGAGAAGGAGGACAUUCAGUUUCGAGAAUAUCUGGAGGCGCACGGCUUUGAUACUACGAAAAUGGGUGAUCAGCAGUGGCAGAGGACACAAAGUGUGCAUUCUGCACGUGCAGAGGAGACCGGGAGCGAUAGUAAAUCUCAAUGAAUGACCGGAGCUACGACAGACUUCCAAUAAAGAGAAAGCAGAGACAAACCAAAUAUUGAUUAGAAC
Molecule: messenger RNA, 1646 nt
Organism: Sphaerulina musiva SO2202
Lineage: Eukaryota; Fungi; Ascomycota; Dothideomycetes; Mycosphaerellales; Mycosphaerellaceae
Product: MFS general substrate transporter
Exons: 7
Coding region: 24-1580 (518 amino acids)
Biological process (GO): carboxylic acid transport; transmembrane transport
Cellular component (GO): plasma membrane
Molecular function (GO): carboxylic acid transmembrane transporter activity
Source: RefSeq, a predicted model, not a curated record